AUGGCCUGUCACUGUGCUCGCUACGCUUUUUCACCAACGCCACACAGCCAGUAUUUCUCCAUCAACAACAGCAAUAACGGCACCAGGCUAUCAUCUAAAGGAUCCAAACCUGCUGUUCUUUCCUCCUUUGGCAACAACACGGCUUCCUACAAUACAUUAGUCUCUGAGGCAGUUAGACUUUUGGGUCCUCCAGCAAAAUUUGAAGCUUCAAAGCUGAAAGUUGUUUUAAUGGGCAAAGAGAUGAAUCAAUACUCUGCAAUUAUCCCUAAAACUUACAUCCUGUCUCAUUGUGACUUCACAGCAGACCUAACCUUAACCAUCUCCAAUGUCAUCAACCUAGAUCAGUCUGACAAACUACCUGGUGGUGAUCAUGGGCUGUCCAUCAUGUAUUUGCAGCUAAGAGGUUGGUAUAGCAAGGAUGAUGUGGUUGCUGAAUGGAAGAAGCUAGAAGGACAAUUGGCGCUGCAUGUCCAUUGCUAUGUGAGCGGUCCCAAUCUCAUGCUAGACCUUGCUGCUGAGUUGAGAUACCACAUAUUCUCUAAGGAAAUGCCUUUGGUACUCGAAGCUGUGUUACAUGGAGAUGCGGCACUUUUCACUGAGCACCCCGAGCUAGAGGAAUCCUUAGUUUGGGUAUAUUUCCAUUCUAGCUUACCCAAGUACAACCGGCUGGAAUGUUGGGGGCCACUCAAGGAUGCUGCUCAGGGGCGACCAGGGGACCAUCGAGGUUUUUUUCUGCGAGCCCGGUUGCUUCCCGUCCUACGAGAAAGUGGGAAGGACCAAAGUCCAUUUUCCAAGCUCUUUUUGCAUUCCUUCUUUGACGCUCUUGCAAUAAGCAGUAUAAGCUCAAAGGCGAAUUUUCGUGGCUAG
Messenger RNA from Dovyalis caffra, 867 nucleotides. NCBI's taxonomy places the organism in Eukaryota, Viridiplantae, Streptophyta, Magnoliopsida, Malpighiales, Salicaceae. The record is from the annotation of a GenBank genome assembly.